Messenger RNA from Hylaeus volcanicus, 8960 nucleotides. Its product is annotated as LIM and SH3 domain protein Lasp. Gene Ontology annotation, cellular component: focal adhesion. Bases 359 to 1321 code for a protein of 320 amino acids. The record is from RefSeq and is a predicted model, not a curated record. Gene Ontology annotation, molecular function: actin filament binding. Lineage: Eukaryota; Metazoa; Arthropoda; Insecta; Hymenoptera; Colletidae. The transcript has 6 exons.
GAGGACAAGAGGGCAGUGCAGUUUGGUGCGGCUCUGUGGCACCCGUGCAGUACGAGCGUUUCUCUUGGCGUUGCAUUUUUUUCCCCAGUCGUGGUUUUCGUCGUGAAAUCCCCAUAAACAAACGUAUUUCGCGUGAACACGUUUUACCGUUCCAUUUUCCACGUUCGCCACGACGCGAAAAUCCGCGCGGAUGUGUCGUUAGUGUUUACACGUGUUCUUUACGUUCGCGCAGUGUUUCGUGAAGAAGAAGAAGAAGAAGAAGAAGAAGGCCCAGGGACAUACACACGUACGCGGAACUGCGCCUAAGAAAGCGCGAAAGAGAGGAAAGACGACGUAGAGGAGGAAGAAGAAGCAGAAGAUGAGCAAGACGUGCGCCCGCUGCGAGAAAACGGUCUACCCGAUCGAGGAACUCAAGUGCCUCGACAAGAUAUGGCACAAACAGUGCUUCAAGUGUCAGGGUUGCGGAAUGAUCCUGAACAUGCGGACGUACAAGGGGUUCAACAAACAGCCAUACUGUGAGGCACACAUACCAAAGGCGAAAGCGACGACGAUGGCGGAGACGCCGGAGCUGAAGCGCAUCGCCGAGAACACGAAGAUCCAGAGCAACGUCAAGUAUCACGCGGAGUUCGAGAAGGCGAAGGGGAAGUUCACCCAGGUGGCUGACGACCCGGAGACGCUCAGAAUCAAGCAGAACAGCAAGAUUAUCUCGAACGUCGCCUACCACGGCGAGCUCCAGAAGAAGGCGAUCAUGGAGCAGAAAAGGACGAUGACCGGCGAGAACGGCGAACAAAUUGAGUACGUAGAGUACACGGAUGGUACAAUCACGCCAACAUCAGGCGUAAACGCGAAUCCACCAGCUGCGAGAAGCGCAAGCUCGCCUGUGCAAAGGACACCAGGUAGGAUCGCCGAUUACGAUCCCCUUAGCGAGGCGAGACCGAGCCCUUAUUCCGCCAGACAAGCGGCCACCACUGUGAUUUAUACGAGCGACAAGGGACCAGUGACGAAUCCACCUACCAGAAAAAUCGGCUCUGUGGCGGACAUAGACCCUGUGAACGAUUACUAUGGUUCGUUGACGCCAGCCACAAACAAUAAUCACGUUCCACAGCAUCAGCCGCCGCCACCACCACCCACCAAUGUUGGGAGAGUGUACAGAGCAAUGUACGACUACGAGGCCCAGGACCUGGACGAGGUGAGCUUCUGCGACGGGGAUCUGAUCGUCAACUGCACGGCCAUCGACGAAGGCUGGAUGACCGGUCUGGUGCAGCGCACAGGCAGACACGGCAUGCUCCCAGCGAACUACGUCGAGCCCGCGCAAAUCUAAACCAUCCAAUGUUUUCCACGUCCUCAUCGUCUUCGUUAGCCGAAGAAAGUGGCGCAGGACGAGCCAGCGACGAGAAGAAACCGAGGCACAGGGUGUCGGAGCGCUCGAGACCAUCGCCAGGAAGCUCUGGGAAAAAGAAGACGUGGAGAAACAAUCGUUCCCUCGAGUUUCAAUGCUCAGGGCACAGCAGGAGUCACUUCCAGGCGCAGGACGAGCUAGCGACGAGAAGAAGCUGAGAUUCAAGGUGUCGGAGCACUCGAGGCCAUCGCCAGGAGGCUCUAGGAGGAGGAAGACAUGAUACCUCGAGUCUCAACACUCAGGACAUGGUUGGAAUCCCUUUUUGACGCAGGACGAGUCAACGAUGAGAAGAAGCUGAGACUCGAGAUGUUGGGGCACUCGAGACAGUCGCCAGGAAGCUCUAGGAUAAGGAAGACAUGAAGAGGCAAUCGGUACUUCGAGUUUUAACACUCGGGAUACGGUUGAAUCCCUUCCUGUCACGUCAAGUCGCUCGAAGAACCCUCGAUUGAUCUCUAAGAUUGUCUAGCAUCGUCGCAGCGUCAUUUUCCCAAGGACAAUCUUCAAGCAUGACAAAGAUCGGGACCUGGGACCAGCGAACGGAGGGAUUCUUUACCUACCACCCUGAUUACGGUUUGUCCAGUAGUGUUGUUUUCAAUUGAAUCGUCGAUCUUCCUUUUUUAGAGGGGAACUGGAAGCUACCCUGAUAUUUUUGAACGCUUCCAGCCACUGAACAAUCGAUUCGAAUCGAUGGGGAUUGUUCUUUGGCACUAGUAACCGAGUGCCUGCACUCAAGAGAGCAAUAAAAGAUUCUCUUUUAAUACAUCGAGGCCUCCAGAAGUCGUGGAGGCCUCUAAAAAGUAAGUGACCUUCUCUCGGCCUCCGAGAGGGCUUGCAACAAUAUAAUUCCAUGAUGGGACCAAAUUCCGUUCGCCUCGUCGAAGAGGAACACCCUGAGUGCCUUUCGCUAGCAGUAAUUUUUAUAAAUGAAUUGUCAAAUUCGAGGCACGCGCAUAUACACAGUACAGUUCUAUUUUUCUUUUUUUUUUCGAAAUCAUUCCGCUGCUUCGAGGAUUCCACUUUCUGUUUUAUUUAUCACGAUAAGGACCAGUUUGACCAUAGCGCGACGACAAAGACCGAAGGGUCGAGCAUUUAUAUUUUUGUUUUCUCCUUUUUUUAUCGACACCUGUUUUUUAGACUACUCAUUUUUACCUAUAGAGAUUUUGAGAAACAGAAUUAAAGUAAUGUGUUCUCAUGCUUGUUUGUUAAGAAGUACUCAUAUUUAUGUAUUAAGUCUGUGCGAGCACUGUAACGUUCUCGACUCUAAUUCUUGGGUCCUGUUUGAAACGAUCGAUUGAAAGCGUCGGACCAAAUUUUAAUACAUUUGCAGAUAAUGUAUAAGAGGAAUCCUUGAUUUAAUUGCAUUCCGACUUACUAAUUUAGAUUACAACCAUACUAAUAUGGUAUUUUAAUAGACAAAGAACAUUGAACACAAUGUUAAACUCUGUUUUUGAAGAGAAUUCAAUAUUCAGGAUCGAAACGUUAAGGUGGUUGUACAGAGUGCAAGAUUAUUGUUACAUUUGCAUGCACCGUUGUUGACAAUUUCUGUCCUCUGAGUCUUUGUCCACCUACGCGCGUUGCUUUCGCAUCUCUUCGUCGAAGAACACACAUUGUUGCACUCGAACUAUCGAGGUUCGAUGGAAAUUGCUAUUUAUUUGCGAAGAAAAUACGAGAGUGUGGAAGCCACAGUGAUGUGAAUUAAUGUUCCAAAAAAUUGCUCUAUACAUGAGCUCGAUUAGUCAUCUCGAUCAUCUUGUUAGAACGCAGAAAAGGAUGUCUCGCAUCGCUAUGGCUUUCACUCAAACUUGAACUAGAACACUGAGUGCGCCACACCGUUCAUUGUGAUCCAAAAGGAGCAACGAUGUGCCUUAUAGUAGACCUUUAAUUAGGAUAAUCUAACGCGAGCUUACGUCGCGGUUUAGACGAAGACAGAUGAAAAAGAAAUCCCACAAACAAACGUUAUCGUAUGUCGUUAAACGAUAUACAGAAUUUCUAUACAGUUUUCUUUUCUUUUUUUUUUUAGAACUAUUUUUGAAAGUGAAUCUAGUUAGGAUAACGAAGGAUUUGUAAUAAUGUUGUUAGAUACGAAAGUUUCGUUACGCUUCGCCUGUUCAAUUCGAUGCACGAAAGAAAGUAACAACCGUUGGAAAUCUUUAUUACCGUUCUUUAUCUAGUUAACGACAUUAACCAACAUUUACCUAAUAGCUGUUAAGUUUUAUCACGCGAGAUUCGCCCCUGUUAAUCUUGGAAUACCACAUGCAUUUCUUUCGAUUCAUUAAUGUUGCACCAUUAUUAUUUACAUCUUCAUGAUUUUAUUUACGAAUACUUUUUGAAAUCAGUCAGUAUAAGACGGUUAUGUAUUCUCAGAAUUAUGUUUAUAUGCACAUUGAAGGGGUGAAAAAAUGUAGUUAUCGAAGUUCAAUAUCGUAUUUUUCAUUCCACGAUGUUUCUAUGUAAACGCAAGACAAGAAUACUUAAGACCAUUUGAUUCCAGUGUGGUAAUCCAGGAUUAAAAUGCUUCUUCGGCUUUCUGUAAUCCUUUCAGUACUGAUCGACCUAAUUUGCGCGUGGCAAUGUUCGGAGGUAUCGAUUGUACAUUUGCAUUCUGAUCUGUGAAGUAUAAUAUUACUUCGAUAGUAUUUUACAUGGUGAUUCGAGAGCCUGAAAAGCACGAGAAAUUGUAUUACCACGCAUUGAAAUCACCCAAAUAUUAAUAAUUGAUCUGAAAUACUCUUAGAAAUUAACAAACAUUAAGGGUAGCGUAUGGACGAGCUUGAUUAAUACUUUGUUAAAUAUUGCGUACAGUUGAACGAGCACACAUAUCUUCAACUGUCCGCCAUUUUAUUUGACUUUACCAUCGAUACUGAAAGGAUUUGAUCGCUUCCACAGAUAUGUCGGCAAUGCGAGAUUGUUCUCCGCGAUGGUCUCGAUUAUUCAUAUAUAGCUUUAUGCCAGAUGUCCAAUUAAUGUACAGAUAAUAUAGUGACCGAGAUAACUCGUCGUUAACAAAUGAUAUCGUGCUACCAUUGCGGAGUAUCUGCGGCCCUCUCGUUGAUCCUUCGUUUCUUCUUUCGCCUCUCUUGUUCAAAAUUCCUGUCCUGAGAAAUUUGGUUCCUCGAGGAACGUGUUUACAUUGCAUUUACCUGAGUAGGAGAAUAGGUGAGUUAUAUAUCGUGCGAAGGAACUAAACGGCAAUGUUGUUACGCGCGUAUGGGACGUUGUUCGAGUUCGUGAUAACGCGAGGAGAUAUAUUCAUAUUUUUGGAAACGUGUUAGCAAUUUCUUUUCUUCCUUUUUUGUAAUUACUAGAACACCGAUAAGACGAUCUACGAUUAUAAUUGAGAAUCAUACAGAAAUAUAUAUUAGUGUUGUUUAAAGCAGAUAAUAUUAUAUUAUGAUACGAGAUCAUAAACAAUGAAUAUGUUAUGUAAUUGUCGCCUGGGUUAUUACUUAUCCUCUUCAUCCUCCAUUCUCCUUGUAUUCUUCUUUUUUACUUUUAAUACUAAAAGACUGCUUCGUUUUACAUGCUAGACACUUGUGAAGUACAUUGAUUGAGAAUAAAUUUUAUUAUUAUUAUUGUACGAGGUGAUCUCAGAUUAACAGACAGAAGAGUCCCAAAUACAAAAACGUACCUAUAUAAAUUUGUGAAUCCCGUCACAUUAGUUGCAAUUAACAAUUUUCAACUUACCCUUUCAUUUUACGUCACCCUGAAUCUUGUACUAUUACGAAGAAUAAUGUUUAACCGAGCGAAUAUACUACACUCUGUUCUGCUUCAACCCUACCGAGUUGAAGAUCUUUAUUUGUACAAGAGUUUAUUAUUUGAAAUUCUCCAAACAAGCAAACAGAAUAAACGAAAAGCUGCAACAGAAUAAAAAUACGUUUGCGUCAACAGAAACUCUGCAACAAUUGAAUAAAACGGUGUGUCCAGGUGUCCAGGUAUAAAAAAUGCACAUUUAUUGAACGUGAUGAUAUAAGUACAGUAGAAGGGUAGUUGUAUAAAAUUGAAAUCGCGAAGAUUUAGAGUCUCAGCUGGAUUCGCAUAAAACAGACUUGGGCAUGAUUUUAUUAAAAUGGACGAACAAGUGUACUAUGCUCGUUUCUUAUUUAUUCGGACACGAGAUGAAAAUUGAGCGCGGUAGCGAUUACGCUCGCGCGCGAAAAAGAACAAUGAUAUGCACCGAAAAUUAUUCGAAACAAUCGCAUGCUAAUAAUGCCCAACUCUGGUAGACAGCCUCUCGCCAAUUGGCUCUUACCAUUGAUGUAUUGAAAACUGGACAAAUGUAGCUAUUAAAUAUUGCAAGAAACACGAGGUGCCGGUAUUAAUAUUAUUUAUCAAUUUACUAUGAAUCUCUUUCUCUACUUUCCUCGCGUGUCGUUCACACUUUACCCUACUGCGAGCCAUUUUCGUUGAAAGAUGAAAAUUCUUUUUCGUACUAUCAAUUGUUCCUACUUGUACUACUGAGAAAUCAGUAAUUUUUAUUUAAAAAAAAACUCGCAAUUUAGUUAAUACUUCAAAUUUGGCUAGCUAUUCGCAAAGAAACUGAAAGUACGAAACGAGUUGCCACAAAAACAGAAAUUCAACGCGUCGACCACCAUGGAAGUAUCAUUUUUAUUUUCAGCAAAAUUUGAUGACAUGAUAAAGGAUAUCGAAAACGUAGAAAAUAAAGUUUUUUUUAUAAAAGCUUUAAUUUCGGAGAAAAUUAGCUUCUAAGUCGAUUCUCUCAGAAACGAAGGCUCGUACGCAAAAAUUUCGUUCUACAAUUUCGAUUUACUUCGUUAAGAACCGACACCGUAAACACGAACUUCCUUGACAGUCGAUGCUUGAACACAACAGCAGCGCCAAUAAAAAAUUCCAAAGCAGUCAAAAGGUUGAUAUAUUAUAUACCAGCGUCGAUAUUCCACACAACAUAAUCUCAAACAUUCACAAUCGAAGCAUUUUAUCUUGCAACAUACGCUUUAGCAAACGUUCGCGCCUCUCGUGAGACACACAAGCGAAGAAGCGUGCGACAGAGAUCGCUAAACACAAUCGACAGUGAAUAACAUAAAGUAGGACGCGUAUAAUUCAUCCGAGCCAUCCUGUAAUAUCUUUAUUAUCGUAUCGACGAUUAAUCAACUUCCUAUCGAUUAGUAGUCGAUGGAGAAACCUUUCUAGAAAUCUGCUAACAAUUUCUUGCAGUGGGCUACAUUUAAUUAUUCCGUUCGGACAAUGUCAACGUUGAUUAUCAUUGCUCGAGUCUCGAUACACGACCGUCGUUGGCACGAAAUAAAGCCGUUUCUUACAGCGAAACUGUUGGCAGGUACGAGACGAGAGACUGGUCGGUACGGUGACAAGCUAAAGUUUAUGGUAAACACGGUGAUGGGGGCAUGAGACCACGUGGAUAUGAAGUUGUGGAUGAAACGCAGGAGCGGAAUGCCUACACAGCGAUGGAGAAUCGAUACUCGGACCCAUUGGCAGAAAUGAGCAUACUUCUUAGAUAAUAAUCUCGAAUAAUAAAUAAAAGAAUUAGAAAAUAUACUUCAAUAUUAAUUGUGUAUAGUUCAAUAUCUUCACCAAGUUUGCUUCGUUAAGACUACGUUAAGAAAUUAGAAUUUUAACUGUCGGUUUACAAAUUUAAUUCAAAUAUUGCCCAUCUCUGCCUGGUGGUCAUGAAGCGCCAUUCACGAAUCGUCGAAACUCGUACAAGAAGUAUAUGUAACGACAGAAAAAUGAAAAAGAAGUGAAAAUCGAAUACACCAUUAGAGAAAUACAAUCUGAAAUCAGGCUCGCCUCUAUCAACUAAAGGAAGAACAGAAUUAAUCUAACCGAAGUCUAAGUUCCCUUUACCUUAAUAGAAAGAAGAAGCAUUUUCCUCUCAAUACAUUAAAUGGAUAAUCGUUAUUAUAGCAAAGAUUGGAAUGUAAAAUUGUCCUUAUUACGAAUUGCAAAAUUGAAUACUCCUAUAUAUCAGUAUUAUUAGUCGACUUAGCUGGGAAGUUCGAAAUAAAUGCAUCGAUAAGCUGCCCUCGCGUUGCACAAAUCAGGGGAAGAAUUUCAGUCUGAAUGUAUUCUUUUCAAAAGAAUCAGUCUCCAAACUUGUGUUUUGUAUUACGCAAUAAAAAUAAACUACGACGCAAAGUCUGAUGCUCUAUCAAAAUUUAUAGCAAAACCUCACUAAACACAGAUUCUUUUCGUUAGAACUCUAAGAUAUUCUCCUCAUCGGAAUGCAACAGAAUCUCACCCAGAAUUCGUAUAUAAAACGCUAUGGAAUUUCAAAAUUCUAUCUUUCUUCCUACCAUCCUCAAGGUCCAGAAGCCUUUCUUUUCGGUACCUCGUAAAAUAACUCUAAAAUCGGAUCACCCGUCGGAGAGCCGAUCGACGACUCUUAAAAAUCCCAUCGAACGUCUCACGCUGUGUAGGUAGAGCAUAGAAGACGCUGCGGGGACGUCGAGUCCUCUUCGUCCUGGACUCCGUUGGCCUCUCUUCAGGAGUCAACGUUUCUCCGGGCGUCGGUGCGUUGAAGGGUCCGCGUGCUGGCAGUGUGUCUCUUUAUCGUAGCGUGAUCUUUCAUAAUUUUUUUUUCCAUUUUACCUUUUUGCUCUAGAUAUAUGCAGUUAUACUCUUGCGUGUAUAUGUGUAUAUGUGUGUGGGUGUGUCUGUAUUGUAGGAAUGAACUUAUGCAGGUGUGUUGCGCCCUUUGGUCGCACAGAAUUAGCCUGGCUGCUAAUAUCCGGCAAGGUCGGCGAACGUUUGAUCCAUCUCAUCGGCGAUCGCUUUGUACUUACAGCGCUCGUUUACCACCACGUCUGCAACGCAAAAGGAAGGGAACUCGGUAUUAGUCGGACGGUGUUAAACGAUCAGUUAGUUGGGACAGAUCAACAAGUCGAAUUAGAAAGAGAGAGAGAGAGAGAGAGAGAGAGAGAGAGAGAGAGAGAGAGAGAGGUGUUAUUGUUUAGUUUGGUAGAGGGGUUAAUCUAAGCUAGGGUCGAUGGGACCGACGAACACGAGAUUCGGAAAGGACAGAAAUUCGUUGCAGGGUUAACAUUGGUGGUUCUUGAAUUACUUAAGCUCACAGGACAGUUUAGAAUAAGAUUCUUGGUUUUUCGAAGCACCUGACACCGUUUGGAGAGGAAAAGGACGCACUUCAUCAUCGGUACAUCGCCACAUUUUUACAUAGAUUCACGUAGAAAAAUAUAGUCGCCAUGUAUAUUUUUCAAGCUUUUUAUUGCACCAUGAUUGCUUCCUGUGUCGAAGCGUUUCCAGAGGAUUAAGGUAACGGCAUACAGUCGACAACUUCUGGGGCAUAAUCUUUAUUUGCCUGUGUUUGUCUGUGGUUACAUAGAUCGACGUUGCGUUUCGAUAUUCGAAGGUGAAUCGAAACUAAGUACUUACCGGUGUUUCUGUCACGGGGCGAGGAACAUAGUUACAAAUAAAUGAAAAAAAGAGGCGAAUAAUAAAUAGGUGAACCGUGACACGAUUAGGAUUCCAAGGGGACUCCGUCGAGUUAAUUUACAUCGAAAGAACAAAAAAAGGGAGCCCAUUCUGAUAAGCCAGAAUGGAGCGUAUCUCUUUGAUAAAUAAAAAAGAA